AUGCGUCCGCGCAUACGAGGCCUGCUCCGGGACUGCUCCUGGACUGCUCCUGCUGUUCUCCUGGACCUUGGAUCGCCUGGGAACUCUGCUCGAACCCUCGAGGCAACCGGUCUCGGCGCCGCCAGCGGUCCAUUGCGCAUGGUUCACUGUCAUGUUGUUGCUCCCAUCUCCUUGAUCCUCCUCGUCUUCCACAUUCCUCCCCUGGACGAGGAGAGGGCGACAUAUUUAAAUAUAGAACAGCCGCCCAAUGACUGCUGA
This is a messenger RNA of Penicillium canariense, 258 nucleotides long. RefSeq lists its product as uncharacterized. The record is from RefSeq and is a predicted model, not a curated record. NCBI's taxonomy places the organism in Eukaryota, Fungi, Ascomycota, Eurotiomycetes, Eurotiales, Aspergillaceae. The transcript has a single exon. Bases 1 to 258 code for a protein of 85 amino acids.